CCUUAACAUUUGUGCCGAGACUUGAAAUAAGUGUUCACCGAGAGUUGUUGCUAUUUCAAAUACAUUAAUUAACAAUGAAGUUGUCUUUAUUGGAUUGCUCUAAAUGUAUUUCACAACGACACAUAGACGCUGCUUGUUUCGUCUAAAGAAAAUGAUCAGUAAAUACAAGUUAAUGAUUGGAAUCCUUUUAACUCCCUCUCUUAUCAUAAUUUACCAAUUAUAUUAUGGAUCACUAUUUGCUAGAGAGCCAAGAUUAUCCGUUGACGGAUUAACGGAUAAGUACUUUGUUUAUUCCUGUAGACGAGGAAUGAUGUGUGGAGGAUGGGGAGAUAGACAGAAGGGUAUCAUAGCCGUAUAUUUGAUGGCAAAUGCCACAAACAGUAAAUUCGGGAUUGAAAUAGAAAAACCAUGUGACUUUACUUCAGCCCUUCAACCUAAAUCUUUUAACUGGAUUUUAAACAAGGAUAAGUUUAUAAACAGAUCAAGUGAAAGAAGAGAAAUUAUAGACGGUCAGGGAAGGGAAUUAAGAGAUAAGUUCACAAAAGACAAUAUAACUGAACAUUUCCCACAAGACGUUUCAUACCUGACAAUUAAUAGUAAAUUUAGCCAUUAUAUCCGACAGAAUAAAUUAUACAGCCAAAAUCUUGCCUGGCUGAAACGCUUGAGUAUGGCAGAAACCUUUGCCACAAUAUGGCGAGAUAUCAUGGAGCUCUCACCGGAAUUACAAAAACGGUACCAGCAGUUUGUGGAAACAAGAGUGGCUGGUAAGAAAUUAAUCUGUGCCCAAAUACGAAUAGGUCGAGAUCCGAAUAAUGCGGAUUUUCGCGAUGAUUUCCCGGUAAUGGAUCUUGCUAAGAUCUCCCAGGUAUGGAAUCUAUUCCAGAAAUAUAACGACCCCGAGAAAUACAGAAUAUUUCUAACUACGGAUAACCAACAAGUCCGAACAGAGGCAACAAAACUUUUUCCUGAGAUGUUCAUAGAAACCGAUGGUCCUAUUGGACAUGUUGAUAAAGGACCGGAAACGGACAAAACGUGUGAUGCCUUCAAGAAGGUGAUUUUAGAUCAACAUAUUUUAAGUACAUGUGAUGUUCUGGUAACCAGUUAUAGCGGUAUCGGGCGACAUGCUGCUUAUGUGCGAAGAAAGGAAACUUAUUUAUAUUGUUUUUUAAAGGACAGAGAUCUUAGUCCGUGUAACUUCAAUAGUAGUUUGUUUCAACCGAGUAAUUGGUAAUCAAAAUAAUAAAUACAAUAAUCUCGACACCACAAAUUAUAUUCAGGGACACUUAUGCCCGUUUUCAUUUAGCACAGUCAAUGCAAAAAUGUUGGACGUUAAACCCCAUUCGAUUACAGGUUUAAUGGGAUUAGGUGACCGAAUGGGCUAACACGUGCGCUUUAGAAUAGAAGAUGUGCCAUUGAAUUUGAAUUCGACCCCACACUUGGACUUGGCACGGAGUAUAUGGCCGCAUGCUCAGCUUCGUGGGUUUUCUUGGGGUUCUCCGGUUUACCCUCACUGUUCAAAAACCCUACAGAGAAACUAAAAACCGAAAUAAAAAUGUUUCGUAUGUAACUGAAAUAUAAAUGUUUCGUAUCAGUGCUGAAAUAACCUAUUUACAUCCGGGUAUUGCUAACUGAUAUAAUUUAUUCUCAAGCAUUAUUCAACUGUAAGAUAACAUAUGUUUAUUGAUUCAUCAUAAACAGAUAUUUACAUUAUCUGUAGGCAUUGAACAUAAUAAUAAACAAUACGUUUAAUAUUUAUAUAUAAUAGAUUAUAUUGAUUUACACAUUUAAUAAAUAUUAUUAUAUACAUUUGCAUAUUGUAUUGUCACAUCUGGUCCUGACAAAUUAAGGAGGGCAUCAGACAUACACCUCGUGCGUUAAGCUUAUUUUCAUGAUGGUUCCGGAACAUGCCAUGACCACGUGCCAAACGGCAGACCCCUCUUUAUUAGCCCAGUCGCAGCAGAACAGUAAAACAUUAAACCUUCUUUAUUUCAUUUCAUUUCAAAUUACAGACAUUAACAUACAUGUAUAUGAAAAAUUACUUGUCCGCAUGUUUAAAUGGGCUUCCGGUGUGGGUUCCCCAUGUCAGUGGGAACGGACGGUGGGCCUAACAAAGAAAGUUGUCUAGUUAUUCGGAUGGAACCAAAAACCGAGAUCCCGCGUACAUAUUGGCAGUGGGAAUUCGCUAUAAGCGUAGGGCGUAGAGUCGCCAUCCGGACGAAAUUUCCCUCAUAGCACACUGUGUGACGUAUGCCCUACUUCGUUAGCCCACACGGAGAACUUCCAAAGCUUCAGACAAGAAUAGUGAAAAUUAUGUUUUACCCCGAGAUCCAACAUUGGUUACAUUUAAAAGAGCUAAAUCGCUAUCCUUUGGCACCUAGAAAUGGAAGACAGAAAUGGGUCGCAAUAAACUAAUAUGAAAGUAUAUAAACUGAUUUACAUUUCACUCGUUUCUGUUUUACCGUAAUUUCUAAUCGGUUAUGUUCUGCGAAAAACACGAAGAGUCCGAAUUGAAUUGGAGCCUUUGGCGUCUAGUUAUUCCAGUCUACACCGAUAGCCAUCUCCUAUGUGGUAUGUUUGAUCUCAUUCAUCGAGUCGCUUCAUUACAAAUGGCACCAGAAAACAUUCUGGCACGCGAUUCGUAUGCCAAUAGUUAACAUGUUCAAUUGUCUGAAAUAUUGGAUAUCAGAAACCAAUUUUUUUUUCACUGUAAGAUAACGACAUCAAUGUUGAUUUAAAUUGACCAAUAAAUUGUGUUUGCAAUGUCGGAGACUGUGUAGCACUAGCACUAGUCGCGGGUUAGAUAUGGAAACUGAAAACUGAAAACUGAAAAGUCCCCACAUCCAACGUGUGACGCAUUCUCUCUUCUGCUACAUAUUUUAAUAGCCUUGUGAUCCUCUUGUAUUUGUAAUUCUCUUCUCUCGAUUCCUUUUCACGCUGUGUAUUUUCUUCUUACUAUCCCAAUAGUUAAGUAAAUGAAAUGAAAUGAAAUGAAAUGGCGGCGGCUUAACGUCCUACUGUUCUGCUCCUAACCGGGGCUAAUGAAGACGGGCAUAUGCCAUACAGUGUGCUAUGAGGGAAAUUUUGUCCGGACAGACCAGUAGGUAAGCGUUUGUCUUACCAGGAAAAACAACGCAACAGUUCAGUACUACAUUUUAAUGUCACGCUGGAUACAUUUGGUUACUAUGCAUAAUAGAUCACAUUAGAAUACUUAAAAUUAACAUCUUCCUCUCAACCUCAACUCCUUUAAAAGUCUAACCAGUAUGGCUAGACUCAAGAAACCGCUACAUCAUACGGAACUCGCAUGGUAUCGAUCCGGAACCCAAUGACAUCUGGCAGAGUCUCUUUUAUAGGACCCAUAUGGACAUCACACACAGAUCAGACUAUGAAUUUGCUGAUAUGAUUGGAUGGUAAACCAAAUGAUGCAAUAAGAAUUGUCCAACACAUGUGAUGGCAUGAUAUAAUUGUAACCCAUCAAAACAUCAAGGUUAUCGACAUAUGGAACAUUUCAUGUAUCAAAGUAUCAUAGGUUUCUGUUAUUCUCAAUUUAUCACACAACAAUAAUUUGAUUCAUACAUGUACUAACAUUGCAAUUUGCAAUUAACCAAAGCCGAAUAGCAGAUAAUAUAUAUUCCCGUAAUCAAAUAAAUCAAUAUCUGUUAAUAUAUAGCAUAUACCCCCUAUCAUUAUUAUUACAACUGUGGAUGAUAUUAAGUUAGCUACUU
This is a messenger RNA of Patella vulgata (common limpet), 3722 nucleotides long. RefSeq lists its product as uncharacterized. The coding region runs from base 104 to 1231 and encodes 375 amino acids. Lineage: Eukaryota; Metazoa; Mollusca; Gastropoda; Patellidae. The record is from RefSeq and is a predicted model, not a curated record. The transcript has 3 exons.